Diaporthe batatas is the source of this 1148-nucleotide messenger RNA. RefSeq lists its product as uncharacterized. The transcript has a single exon. The record is from RefSeq and is a predicted model, not a curated record. The coding region runs from base 220 to 699 and encodes 159 amino acids. Lineage: Eukaryota; Fungi; Ascomycota; Sordariomycetes; Diaporthales; Diaporthaceae.
UGCAAAGCUUAUUCUUGAUGUUCAUUUCCCACGGUAACUUACUUGUACGUCCCCCUCCCGAGCUUUGAUUUGGGCAACGUCCGCUUUUCGUCAAAUGCAAAAGUCACCGCAGAUUGAUCGUCCUCACUCUUCGCCGCCGUCCAAGAAGCAUACAUACCUAGGUAAAGGCCUGCUGGCGUCUCCUGAGUCGGGGUCUCUUUUCCAUCACAAGCACACAAAAUGCCUCCAAGAGCCUCAGCAAAGGCUAGCGUUCCUUACAUCUAUACGCUCAUCCUCCUGACAAUCGAGCCUCUCUUUGCGGUGCUAGGAUCUGUGCUUGUGUUGGUUGACCCGAGCACUUAUCUUGGUAGCAUCACGCGGCACUCGGUUUCCUUCUCGCCUGAUACGACAUGCCUCUACACGUCUCUGGGUGGCGCAUGGCUAUAUUUUGCUUUUGUCGAGGCUGUGGUCUUGCGGCUGUUUGAUGAUCUUUCGCUUUGGAGGGUCUUGUGCCUGGGCAUGUUGCUAAGCGACCUCGCCUUCUACCACAGCACGGCUCAGGCAGUGGGGGGCUGGGUGGCUUACGUGAAAAUCGGAGACUGGACUGCCGAGGACUGGGCCGUAUUCGCGGGUACUUUGCCAAUGUUAUUGACGAGGAUUUCGAUUCUUCUGGGUGUCGGCAUCAAGCGAGUGCCUGCAGCGGUGACAAAGAGCGAGUGACUGCUCACAGGUUCUUUCCUCCACUUCACCGGGCCCGCGGCCUCUUGGAUGGCCUUCCCGUGAGCGAUUCGGACUCAGAGCGCCAGAUUUAUCACGGCCAUGUAUCCUCGCAUGGCUCCUCUGGACCAUUGGACACUGUGCUAUAAAUAAUUGGUGUGGUCUACAUAAAAGCAUGAGGGGCAGCCGGAGCAUCCUGGCUAGGACCCGGGAUAACACCAACGUCGAAGAAAGCAAUAGGACAAUAUGGGCGGGUGAAGGGGAUAUUGCCGGGAUCAAAUAAUAUCCUUAUCAUGAGGAAUUUGUUUUCCCCCGUCAUGGAGCACUGGAAGCUGCAAGGAGAUGAAUCAACUGGUUGAUCGCUGCACUGGAGAUCCUGGCUCCACUUCACGAGUAUUUAACAUGUUUUCAGUGGGCAGCGGCAAUUCCAACACGAGAUAAUCUUUGUUUCA